CCCUCCCAGCAGGCUGCAGACCGGGAAGAGGCGGGCGAGGUUUCCGGAACCAUCAGCCCCCACACGGCCGCCGCCGGCCCGUUCUCCCCGCGGGCUCAGGGUGCCGGCAAGUGSCCGCCAUGUCCUCGGUGGCCGCCGCCAGCUGCGACGGCAAGGGCGCGGGGGAGGCGCGGGAGGAGAAGAAGCCGCUGAAGCCCUGCUGUGCCUGCCCUGAGACCAAGAAGGCGCGGGACGCCUGCAUUAUUGAGAAGGGGGAAGAAAAUUGUGGGCACCUAAUUGAAGCUCACAAAGAGUGUAUGAGAGCUCUGGGCUUCAAGAUAUGAAUGAGAUGAGCAGGACCGAAUGGGAUGAUGUCUUUGGUGUGAUUGUGAUCUGGAAAGCUGCAAAAUAAAUUAUUUCUGCAAGUUACUUCAAAGAAUAAAUAUAAACAAAGAAUUUAUUUAUAAAGAGUCUCUAAUGAUAGAUUAUGCAUCACAUCUGUAGUUUUUCCACUGUUAGCCCUUGACCACUGCUAUAGAAAAUAUAUUUUUCCUCUUAAUAAAAGUCUGAAAAUGA
Molecule: messenger RNA, 555 nt
Organism: Malurus melanocephalus (red-backed fairy wren)
Lineage: Eukaryota; Metazoa; Chordata; Aves; Passeriformes; Maluridae
Product: cytochrome c oxidase copper chaperone
Exons: 3
Coding region: 120-323 (67 amino acids)
Biological process (GO): mitochondrial respiratory chain complex IV assembly
Cellular component (GO): mitochondrial intermembrane space
Molecular function (GO): copper chaperone activity; copper ion binding
Source: RefSeq, a predicted model, not a curated record